CCUUCUUCUCGCUCAUCUCACCACCUCGUCUCUUCUCAUCAUCAUCGCGCCCAUCUCGUCACUAGUCCUCGCCCUCUUCACCCUGGUAGUGUGGUUCAUCUGGUAUUGAGACAGUGCGCCUGCGAAUCCGGUGCAUCUGGUCAACGAGCAGCCAGUCACUGACAGUCCACCUCUUUACCACAACCAAAUUCACCUCCUUGCCCGCGGCUCAUUCAGCACUUAACUGGACGCGAUCGCCUGACCGAACCGGCUUGUACCUAUACCUGGUCUGCUAUGUUGCAGCAAAUCAUGACCUGAAGACCCCUGAAGAGCUGUCUGGAGAGGAUCACCGUCGAAUUUGGGCUGCUGGAGAGUUGGACUGGAGUCACAAGGAGGAACCAAAGUAACAUACCUGGUGUCACUUUGAAUGGUUGUAGAUAGCCAAAAGAUACCACGACGCUUUUUCCUUUUGUUGUCCACCUUGCUCGGGCACGUCCGUGCCUGACGACUCCAGUCGCUGCUUGACAUCAAAGAGUCAUUGCUUGCCUCGCCGCAUGCCCAUUUGACUCCUUCAAAGCUCGAGUCCUGAGUCCUGACUUCGGACUUGCUCUACCUUCCAAUCUUUCCUACUCUCCGUUUGCGAUUCCAAUCUCCUUCUCUCGUCAUGUCCGGGCUACCGUCAGAUGAGGUCGCGGAAGACUAUAAGAACUCUUUGGAGGAUCUUGUGACCAACGACAGAUAUCAGAUCUCGAACUUGACCCUGAUCGCAAAAGAAAAUACCGAACAUGCUGAAGCCAUCUCCAGGGUGCUGCAAAACCACAUCAACCGAGCGCCUCCGGCUCGCAAAUUGCCAGCUCUGUAUGUGCUGGACUCUAUCGCCAAAAAUGUCGGGUCUCCUUAUACGAUCUACUUCGGCCGGAACCUUCACCAGAUCUUCAUGCUGGCAUACUCUCAAGUUGACGGUGCAGUACGGCGGAAGCUGGAAGAAAUGUUGAAGACCUGGCGAGAACCGGUCCCAGGCUCCUUGUCCACCACUCCCGUGUUCCCUAUCGCCAGCACCCAGACCAUUGUCGACAGUCUGAACAAAUUUCGAGGCCAGACACCCUCAACUCAUCGACAUCAAUCGACCCCCAUCCAAGGCCAGCCGGCCAGAGUGCCGUCGGCUCAACCAUACCGCCAUACACCAACUCCGCCCCAAACCUUACCUCAGUUCGCUCAGAAUAUUCCGUCACAUCUUCGAAGUCCGCAACCACAACCUGCCGUGCCCCAACAACCAUAUGCCCAAAUACCACCAGUGACAUAUGGCCAGCCUUACCCGCCUCAGCCGACCCCAACUCCGUACUAUCAGCCCCCUCCACCUUCCCAUACACCCCAGUAUCUGCCUCCGACUCCUCAGGCGGCGUCCGUCGCUCCAAGUGCCAUCGAUUUGCAGAAACUACAUGCCGACAUCGACGACCUCACCACUGAUGCCAAAAUCGAGUGCGCCACUCAUCCUAUGGAUGCGGGGGCCCAACGGAAAUUAGCCAGUUUACAAACGUUGAAAGAAAUCCUCGACAGUGGCAAUGCUUCAGAAAGUGACUUGGUCGACAUUCGAAAUACCAUUAUGCAAAAGAUGACGGAGAAGAUGGCGAUGAGUCUCCAGGCUCCAACGCAAGCACCGCUGCCCAGUAUCCCUAUCCAUACACCUUACGCCGCUCCCCAGUCACUUGUCCAACCAAUCCAAGUGGCUGCUCCAGGUCCUAGCCCUGCCCCGCCUGCCACGGCCCUGUUCAACAGCACGAAUCUUGCUGAGCUCCUUCGAACCACUCUAAAUCAACAACAAGCGACACAACCUCCCAGUUACUAUGCACCACCUCAAUCUGGCGUGAGUACUCCACAGUACACUACCACAGCCCCCCCUCCGCCGACCGAAAAUCCACUCAUAGCUCAGCUCCGAGCGUCAGGGCUCUUGUCUGCAGCACCAACGCCUCCACCCGGGGUCACACCACCCAUGGCAUCCUUCGCCACGUUCGCACCAGACGCAGCUGCGGAAGUCAAACUCACGUCGGCCUCUAUCAGAAUACCAAGACCGCAGAUGAUCGCUAUCUUUCUCACCGCGAGGCCCAAUCAAUGCAGCACCUGUGGGAGAAGAUUCACGUCAGACGAGGCUGGGAAGGAGAAAAAGGCGAGACAUCUCGACUGGCAUUUCAAGACCAAGGCCAGAAUGCUGGAGGCAGAGAAGCGGGGUCAAAACCGCAGUUGGUAUGUGGAUGAACGAGAAUGGAUCGCGAGCAAAGAGUAUGAUGACGAUGCUGGACCCGUGGAUUCCAACGGUCAUCCGAUGAAUGGAGCUGGGGUGGCUGAUAAGAAAAAAUCCCAAGACUUCGUGCGCGUACCCGCCGAUCCGGUGAUGCGGUCGUUGCCUUGCCCCAUAGAUCAGGAGGCAUUCAAAAGUGAAUGGAGUGAGGAAGUGCAGGAUUUUAUUUGGAAAGACGCAGUCCAAGUCGGAGGGCGAUACUACCAUUCAUCUUGCCUAGGGGACUAUUCUAACUCAAUACUUGGUAAACGAAAAGCAGAGGAAGAUAAUAUGCCUGUGGCCGCGGAGAAGAAACUGCUUAUCACUUAGGUGUGAUUGUAUUCGUCCAGGGGUGUUUUUCCUGGAGGGUGAGGCAUGCAGCCGUGGGUUGGGGGAAAUGUUGGUGGACUAUUCCAGAUAAACGCAUUUGCAUAGCGCGAAAGCAUGUAGUAGAUUAUGGCCACAUGAAUGAAAUAUGGCACAAGAUGG
Messenger RNA from Cladophialophora immunda, 2743 nucleotides. RefSeq lists its product as uncharacterized. The record is from RefSeq and is a predicted model, not a curated record. NCBI's taxonomy places the organism in Eukaryota, Fungi, Ascomycota, Eurotiomycetes, Chaetothyriales, Herpotrichiellaceae. The transcript has 2 exons. Bases 644 to 2584 code for a protein of 646 amino acids. Gene Ontology annotation, biological process: termination of RNA polymerase II transcription. Gene Ontology annotation, molecular function: mRNA binding; RNA polymerase II complex binding. Gene Ontology annotation, cellular component: cytoplasm; mRNA cleavage factor complex.